UGAGGCCUUCUCUCCUUCUUGUUUCCUCUCUCUCCCUGUCAAACUCAGUGUGUUAAUAAUUCAUACGAAGAAACUUCGGUUCUUGUGCUUUCAAGAUGGAUAUUGAGAUUCCAUGGAAUCUUACCACGAAUUGGGAAGUUGCCCUAGGAUCCCUUCACUCUUCACUUCGCAUAGAGACAACGCCGCAAAUCUCAUAUGAAACCUCAAUUGAUGAAGAUCCUCUGGUUCUUGAGCCAUCUCAAGAACCAGAGCCCUGUGAAGUCACGAUCAGUUUCAAGCAAAGGCAUGUCAUAGAACGUGUCUAUGUCUGCAGUACUGCUCGGGUAUAUGAAAUAUAUUAUGGAACUGAUCAAAACAAUGUAAAUGAGUAUCUUUGUACUGUUCGAUGUGGAGUUGUGUCUAGAGAAAAGGAAUCAGUUCAACCAAUCGAAGGUCGGUCAUCUUCUGAUUGCUCUAAAUUUUCAACAGAAUUUAUGGAAUCACCCAUAGAGCCAACUAAGAAUGACAUCCAAAGUGCCGACGAAGAUAGCUGGGUUGAAGUGAAGGUUCGUGAUUCUAUUGUUCUGGAAGAAGUUGCUAGUUCUGGGUCUAAGAAAUCAGGUGAGAAAGGGUGCAAAAGUGAGCUCAUCUUCUAUGAGGCAGCAGCAGAGAUUUCAGAUGCAGAGCCAUGCAUGUGUCUCAAACUUCGAUUGCUCUCACUUCAGGAUAAGGCAUCUGUUUGUAUAGAAGAUAUAUCUGUUACUGCAGAGCCUGUCCAAACGAUAGAGGCAGAAAGUCCUCCGCGACAAAUGGAAAGCUCAGCAGGGUCACUAUUGGCAAUGCUUGUUCCAAGCCUUCUGCAACUAAGGGGAACUGGAUUCACUCGAAUGCAAAGUAAACCAUUUUCUGAUGUCAGAGGAAGGCAGGAAUUCCCAGAAAGUCCAUCAAGAGCAACAGAGUCCAUUGCUCCUUUAAGGAAAAUGGCAAAUGGGACAUCUUCAACACAACCAGAAGCUCAAGAGGAGAGACAUAAGGAACAAGCAGGAAAUCAACAUGGCAGGAUAGGGCCAGAACUUGGUGAGCAAAUAACAUUAAUUUAUGAUACAAUCACACAUAAGGAGCAAGCAGAUGAUGAAAACGUACACAGGGGAUCAGAAGCUGGUCGACAAGUACCACUUAAAGAGAUAUCAGAGACACCAAAUGCAAGAGAGAUCAAUGCUGAUGGAACUGUACAAUGUGAAAGAUUAUCUGAUCGCUCAUAUUUUGAGCAUGCAUUGGAGCAGCUGUCUCAACGAGUGGACAAGAUCGAGGCUUUCUGUUCAAGGGUCGAGGAAAGCAUGUGGAAGCCACUUGGCAUCAUGGAAACAAGGCUUCAACAAAUUGAACAGAAGCUUGAAGACCUAAGUUUGGCUCAUCAAUCUUCUUUAUUACACUCGAACCCAGGCACUGCAGCCCACGAAGCUUCUAGCUCUGCCUCCAAUUCAGAUUCUCCUUCAGUUUCUGGGAAUCCCAAUCACAUCAACAAUGGGAUAAGCCCCAUAAAUCAAAGCUUUUACAAUGGUGAUGACCAUGAUGUUAGCCAUGUUGAUAAUGUCAAUGGUGUUGUUGAUAUUGGUGUUAGGAGUAGUGAUGGUGUUGAUGGUGCUGAUGGUUUUGAUGUUCAUGCUAGUGUUGGUUCCAGUGAUGGUAAUGGUACUUGUAAGGAAUUGGUACAACAAGAUGCUGUUGAUGUGUCUGAUGAAAUUGUAUUGAAACCCCGUUUCUCUAUUGAUGAUGCAUUGGUUUCUGCUUUGACUGCAUUUUCUGCAUCAGCUUGUGCCUCUACUGAGAUUUGCAGUGAAGAACUCGAUAAGCCUACAUUGAACUGCUGUGAUGAUAGGGUAGAAAAUGAAAAUCCUGGCACAACCGAUUCCUGCGAUAGCAUUCAACAUCAAGAGCAAGAGGAUCAUUGUGUGGGUUGCUAUGAAUACAAUGGAUUGGGUUCUGAUUCAACUUCAGUCCAGUAUGUUAGUCAGGGGAGUAUGGUUUCUUCUCCCUGCAAUUCACCUUCCCAUAAUGGUCAAGACCGAAACCUGAGUCAAGAACAGUGGCCUGAUGAAGUUGAUAUAGAUAUGGCUUGUACUGUAGAUGUCCCGGGUUGCAACAGCAGUGAAAUAAAUGAUCUGAAUUACCCACAUGGUCUGAUUAUUAAUGAACCUGCCCCUAGUUUCUCUCUCUUGGAUGUGGAAUUCACUUCAAGCAAGGAUUUCCAAGGAGGGAUUUCACUAGAAGCUCUUCUAGGUGAUUUUUCUGUGAAUGAAGGAGAGCCCAAAAGGGAUUUUCAAGGAAGGCUGCCACUUGAAGCUCUUCAAGAUGAACGUCCUGCAAGUGAGUUUAACAAAGCAGCUAUUAUUCAGGAAGUUGACCUGUUCUAUUUGGAGGGUGAAGUACAGAAUGAUGAUCGAGUGGACAAGCUGUUCUUUACAGAGGAUCAAGAGCUGAAAGAUGUCAAAAUAAGCAAUCUGUUCUUCAUAGAGGAUGAAGGGCUACAGGAUCCUAGCGUAUUCAGCGUGAUAUCCCAGGCCAGUGGAUUGAAUGUGGAUCAAGCCAUUGUUGCCGAAACUUUUACGAGCCUUAUAUAGCAAUGUGAAGUGGAGAAAACAAUAUGGGGUAAACCCUGGCUAUUUGUCUUUGCAGUUAUUCCUACUUUCUUAUAUGUAAAUAUUCUUUAUGCACAAUCCCAUAAUGAAUGAGCUUUGAGGUGAUGGUAUGCAUAUAAAGGCAUAUGAUCUUUCUGGAA
This is a messenger RNA of Amborella trichopoda, 2758 nucleotides long. Its product is annotated as 40S ribosomal protein S27. Lineage: Eukaryota; Viridiplantae; Streptophyta; Magnoliopsida; Amborellales; Amborellaceae. The record is from RefSeq and is a predicted model, not a curated record.